Molecule: messenger RNA, 465 nt
Organism: Sclerotinia borealis F-4128
Lineage: Eukaryota; Fungi; Ascomycota; Leotiomycetes; Helotiales; Sclerotiniaceae
Source: the annotation of a GenBank genome assembly
AUGGCACCCAAAAAGAACGCCGCGGCCGCAGCGGCCAUUGCACCACCCACCACACAAACCACGACGACCACGACUACAAUCCCCUCCUCCACACCCGUUAAGAUACCCUCCAAAUCCUCCUCGCAAAACCAAUCACCCCACCAAGUAGCCCUCGGCAUCUGGCAAAAUUACCUCGAUAAAACACCUCAGAGAACAAAGUUGAUUGAUGUAUUCAUGUCUUUUUUGGUUGUAGUGGGCGUUCUGCAAUUUGUCUACUGUAUCUUGGCUGGCAAUUACCCAUUUAACGCAUUUCUUUCCGGAUUCUCAGCAACUGUAGGACAAUUUGUUUUGACGGCUUCAUUACGCAUACAGACGAAUAUAGAGAAUAAGGCUGAAUUUAGCUCGGUGUCUCCAGAGAGGGCAUUUGCAGAUUACGUGUUUGGAAGUUUGAUUCUACAUUUCUUUUGCGUCAACUUCAUCAACUAG